Molecule: messenger RNA, 2180 nt
Organism: Silurus meridionalis
Lineage: Eukaryota; Metazoa; Chordata; Actinopteri; Siluriformes; Siluridae
Gene: baalcb
Product: BAALC binder of MAP3K1 and KLF4 b
Exons: 4
Coding region: 1512-2057 (181 amino acids)
Cellular component (GO): cytoplasm
Source: RefSeq, a predicted model, not a curated record
UGCUGUGUUCAUGUAUUUACUAUAUAUGGUUUAUUUAUGAAUACAUAUAUUUGUGGUUUCCCUUAAGUUCGUAUUUCCCUGAAAGAGAUCUGUUAUAUGAAAAGCAUAUAAAAAAAACCCAAUACAUUCUUUAGAGUAUAGAGUAUAACCCUAACCCUAAAUAGAAACAGAAAAGAGAGAUUUAAAGAGAUUUAAAUGUGUUAGUAAACCAAAAACAACAUUCAGUAAAUAGUCAAUUAGAGGUUUUUCACCAAAAGAAAAUAAUACACAGCUUACAUCUCAAGACAAAUCAAAGCAUGAUAACUGAGGUUACUUACAUAGCUGACAUAACAAAGGGACCAUGCUUUUUCCAAAAUACCCAAGCUUUUCUACAGUUUAACAGUACUUUUACUACCAAGCUGGCUUACCAGCACAACUAUACUUUAUAUAUAAACAAAUCUUAACCACUAUUUAGAGCCAUGUCUAUUUAGAACCAUGUUUUCUUUUUCACUUUACUAAACUGUCAUUUCAUGCUUUCAAUAGUUAUCAUUUUAAUUAUUUAAUUUAAUAACUAACCAGCACCUAGAACACUAGCACCACUUUUCCAGUUUACCCAGCUCUGACACUAAAUAAACCAGUUUGAUAUCCAACUUGUCUAAGAUGAAUGUUUUAGCAAGAAUGCUUAUUUACAGAGUGACACCUCUGUAGCAUCACUAUCCACAACAUUUGAUUGAUUCCUGGUUAUGGUUAUAAAAUGUAUAAUCAUAGUUUAGAGGGCCAUCAGAGCACAGCCUUUGGAGAAGAGCUAUUUUUCAGUGACAUAUAAUGACAGCCUGAUGGUGAAAUUUACCAGACUUGUGUCAGAUUAAUCUGUCAUUACUCAUAACUGUGACAAAUAUGGACGCAACGAUUGCAGCUUUUUGCAUAAUAGGUUUGGAAAAGAUCACACACAGCCUUGAGAUGAACCGCUUGAGAUGAAUACACACGCGCGCGCGCGCGCUAGCGCUCGCACACGCACGUUCGCGCGCGCGCUGGCUAAAGAGGGGGCGUCACAUCAACUGUUGGGGGGAAAAAUCACCGCUGUAAUUCGCAUAUGCCAAGAAUGUAGAGGGGAAAAUAGGUCCAGAAACCGAGGCACGUGAGUGUUUCCGAUCGUUACAGGUUUUUACCAAUGCAGAGUAAAUAAACGCAAGAUUUUUUUUACAUAGAAAUACACUGUUUUGUUAUGAAGCUGAACGUGCUGUAGGAUAAUUGCGGCGCGAGCAUGCGCAAAAGGGUUAGUGUGUAAGAUGCAGUGCAUUGAUUUGAUCAGCGGAAAGCAACUAAUCAGGAACACCCAGGAGCUCACAUCCCUAAGUCUCUUACAAGGUCUUACAAGCUGAACUGGUAGAUUCAUCUAAAGAAUGUUGCCUGUACAUUCUCAACAAUGAGCCUUAUUGAACAGCUUUUUAUCAAGCUGGCAUAAUGAAGAGCUAGUGUUUGAAGUGCCACUGGUGAGAUCUUCUGGUGCAUCCCACAUCCCUGAAAGAAUCAUGGGUUGUGGUGGCUCUAGGACAGAUGCUUUGGAACCACGGUACCUGGAAAGCUGGACCAAAGAAACGGAAUCUACUUGGCUGACCAGCACCGAUGCAGACAUCCCAUUGUCUUCAAUUCAUAGCAUCCCCUCAGAUACGACAUCUGAGGUUGCGUUCACAUCAGAGAAAACCAACAACUCUGAUAUCUUCGAUGAUGGCCUGCCAGCUCCUGCUCAGGCGUACUUAAAGGUGUGUUCUGCUAUGUCUGAGGCUAGUCUUAAUGAUGUGAAAGAUGGUUGUCCUCAAACUAUACAGGCCUCUCAAGAACUGGAAGGGAUGCCCUCCUCACCAGGCACCACAGUGCAGAGGAGAAGUGUUGUUCGCACUGAAGAGAUUUGGCAGGACAACAGGAUGUCCACUAAGCAGGUGACCAUCACUGUGACCCAGAGCAUUCGUCAAGUGGACAAGAGUGGAAAGAUCAAAGACAAAUCCCACACUACUUUUGAGGUCAUGAAACCCCGGGAUUGUGUGAAGGAUGCAGACGCAGACUCGGUUUUGAAGUGAGACAUGAACUCAGCAUAGGGACUGACAUAAGGAUUGUCUUGUGAAAACUGUGAUGAACAGAAGGCAGCAUGGAACUGAAGAAGAGGGUAUGAUAUUGGCAGAAGUACAGGUCUGUAAAUGUGC